Molecule: messenger RNA, 678 nt
Organism: Humulus lupulus (European hop)
Lineage: Eukaryota; Viridiplantae; Streptophyta; Magnoliopsida; Rosales; Cannabaceae
Product: diacylglycerol kinase 3-like
Exons: 5
Coding region: 142-591 (149 amino acids)
Molecular function (GO): ATP-dependent diacylglycerol kinase activity
Source: RefSeq, a predicted model, not a curated record
AAUGAACUUUGUUUUGAAAUCUUUGAUGUGCUGCAUAUUAAACUUAGAAUAUGUUUUGUGUUAGUCUUUGUAAAAUGUGAAGUAUUAAAUUUAUUUAUUUUCAUGUGAACAAAUUAACCUAAAUAGGUGAAAUGUAUUUAAAUGCAGGGGUUGGAGAUUGAAGGGGAGUUGCCUGAGAAAAAGACUUGUUAUGAAGGAGUAUUUUAUAAUUACUUUAGCAUAGGAAUGGAUGCUCAGGUGGCUUACGACUUUCAUCAUUUACGUAAUGAGAAACCUUACCUGGCACAAGGACCAAUUUCUAAUAAGCUGAUCUAUUCUGGUUAUAGUUGCGGUCAAGGUUGGUUCUUUACACCUUGUACAAGUGAUCCACAAUUAAGGGGACUAACAAAUAUUUUAAGGCUGCAUGUCAAAAAGGUCAAUUGCUCAGAAUGGGAGCAAAUUACUGUUCCGUCAAGUGUAAGAGCUAUUGUUGCUUUAAAUCUUCAUAACUAUGGAAGUGGACGACAUCCCUGGGGUAAUCUGAAGCCAGAUUAUUUGGAAAAGGUAUAUAUCUCUCCUCGAGAUAAUGUUAAUUUUCAUUGGGUUUGUUAGCUCUAUGUUCUUCUAUGCUGUAUGUUGGUUAUGCAGAUGCGAGCAUGAAAAUACUCGAGUACUUACGAAGUUAUUGUUUUUCCCUAA